This is a messenger RNA of Marchantia polymorpha subsp. ruderalis, 833 nucleotides long. The record is from the annotation of a GenBank genome assembly. Lineage: Eukaryota; Viridiplantae; Streptophyta; Marchantiopsida; Marchantiales; Marchantiaceae.
GGGAUGUGGUGUGGUGGGUAGGGUACCCAAGUUCGUCGGCCAACGUGGGCACAAGCUCAAUUCUUAAGACCUGAGCCUCGCUCUGUCGUUCGUGUGACCCCGAUAGCUUCCACUCCCUCGUUUCGUCUGCACUCCGAGCGCUCGAGGAAUUUUCAGUUUGAGGUAAUUUGCUGUCGGAGAAGGUAGGCACCAUGACGGCUGUUGUUGGAAGGCCUCUGAUUAAGGUCGCGGCCGCGGAGGCCAAGCGCAAUUGGCCUUUCGUGAUCGGAUUUGGCGUGACUCUUUCUGUCGUUUUCAAGCUGUCGACUUCUUUGAAGCCGGAGGAUGCACAGAAAUCUCCUUUCAUCAAUGUACAUGCCCACAGGUGAUCAUCUGAUAGAAUGGAAUGGAGAAGCAUGAUGUCACCUCAUGGUGGAACGUUCGAGCCAGCAAUUCAUUUUUGUUGUUACUUUCAUGAAGAAGUGAUCAGGUUGAACACAAUUGGGUAACUUGAUGCAAUCUACCUGGUCACGCGUCACUGGCUCUUAGAGUAUUUUUUUGGACACAGAAUCAAUCAGUCCGGUGCUUUAAUAAAGAUACGUCCUGAUCGUAUGUGAGUCGAAUUUAUCGUGUUCUUGUAAGCACUAUACGUCCUUCCACCAGUUGGACAAAUAUAAAACUUGCUCUGGAACUGUUCAAUUGUUCUUCAUAGCAUCUUCGCCCAGCUGACUUCAUAACUGUAGAGCAUGAACCUCCUUACUCCGCAGAUUUGGCUGUUUUUUAUGUGACUUGACUCUCAUGGGUCAUGAUAUUUUUCCAGUUUGAUUUAAAUGGAAGUCUGCAAUUCGAAGUUG